AUGGGUAACGACCAUCUCGGAGAUCUGGCUCACCAGUCGCCAUCACCACAUUGCCGGGGCUUCUUCCUACUCCCGACGCUGUCGCGCUUCCUCGCCGACUUUACGCUCGGCUUUGCCGACGGCCUAACGGUGCCCUUUGCCUUGACGGCGGGCCUCUCAUCGCUCGGCCAGACCGACACGGUCAUCUACGCCGGCAUGGCCGAGAUCUGCGCCGGCAGCAUCAGCAUGGGCAUUGGCGGCUACCUGUCUGCGCGCGGUGAGGUGACGGCUGCUGCUUCUGCGGCGGCGGCGGCGGCGGUGGCAACGGACGCUGAAGGCUACAAAUCCGAAGAGGAUGCUCUGCUAGAAAGGCGAUCGGGCAGCGCAGGGCUGAAUGGCGAGGACGAAGCCAACGAGGACGAGAGGUUGCCGUCGCCCCUCAUGGCCGGGUUAACUGUAGCGCUGGGCUACCUGGUCGGCGGCAUGCUCCCGUUGUUCCCUUACUUCUUGGUGAACCAAGUCAAGGACGGGUUGGUGUGGAGUUUUGGGGUGUGCGCCGUGGCUCUGUUUGUUUUUGGUUUCUGCAAGCAUCUCGCGCUGAGCGGCCAGCAGCCACGGUCGGGCGGCGAGACGGGCAGGCGGGUGCGUUGGAAAGAUUUGAGACGCAGUGCUUGGGAGGGCGCGCAAAUGGUGAUUUUGGGAAGCGUGGCCGCGCUGGCCGCGGUGUUAUGUGUACGAGCGUUUGAGGGUUUCAGAGGAGGCCAGAGUGCGCAGGCCUCAUGA
This is a messenger RNA of Thermothielavioides terrestris NRRL 8126, 762 nucleotides long. RefSeq lists its product as uncharacterized. Gene Ontology annotation, cellular component: fungal-type vacuole membrane. Lineage: Eukaryota; Fungi; Ascomycota; Sordariomycetes; Sordariales; Chaetomiaceae. The record is from RefSeq and is a predicted model, not a curated record. Gene Ontology annotation, molecular function: iron ion transmembrane transporter activity; manganese ion transmembrane transporter activity. Gene Ontology annotation, biological process: intracellular manganese ion homeostasis. The coding region runs from base 1 to 762 and encodes 253 amino acids. The transcript has 2 exons.